AUGCCCAAAUAUUACUGCGAUUACUGUGAUACUUUCCUAACCCAUGACUCUCCGUCAGUAAGGAAGACACACAAUGGAGGAAGGAAACACAAGGAAAAUGUGAGGAUGUAUUACCAAGCGUGGAUGGAACAACAAGCACAGAAGUUGGUUGACGCCACUGCUAGGGCCUUUACCCAGCAGAGAAUGCUCGCCAAUAAUGCUCAGAUGGCCGCGCAAAUACCUAUGGUAAGUCGAAUUUUUGUUUGGAUUAUUUCGAAUUUUAGCCCGGCCGACCUCCAGUUCUCCCACCUACGGCCAUGAUCCGUCCUCCAGUGCAAUUCCCGUAUAUACCUCAAGGUCUCCCCAUGGGAAUUAGACCAGGUCUCCCUCCCAAUGCUGCCCAUUUCCCUGGACAAAUCCCAGUGCCCGGUCAGAUCCCCGUUCCAGGCCAAAUCCCUGUUCCUGGUCAGGUUCCCAUACCUGGAACUAUGCCUGGACAAAUGCCUGCUCAAGUAAAUGCGCAACUUCAGAGUAUGAUGGCACAAAGAUUACCACCGACGUCGUAA
This is a messenger RNA of Bursaphelenchus xylophilus (pine wood nematode), 545 nucleotides long. Lineage: Eukaryota; Metazoa; Nematoda; Chromadorea; Rhabditida; Aphelenchoididae. The record is from the annotation of a GenBank genome assembly.